Molecule: messenger RNA, 933 nt
Organism: Bombina bombina (fire-bellied toad)
Lineage: Eukaryota; Metazoa; Chordata; Amphibia; Anura; Bombinatoridae
Product: olfactory receptor 12D1-like
Exons: 1
Coding region: 1-933 (310 amino acids)
Biological process (GO): G protein-coupled receptor signaling pathway
Cellular component (GO): membrane
Molecular function (GO): olfactory receptor activity; G protein-coupled receptor activity
Source: RefSeq, a predicted model, not a curated record
AUGAACCCAAAAAAUCAAACAUCAGUCACUCACUUUCUCUUACUCGGUCUGACAGACAUUGCAGAGGUUCAGCCAGUACUUUUUCUUAUGGUUUCGCUUUUUUAUUUGACAUCUUUGGUAGGAAAUCUUUCUAUCUUUACAGUAACUAUUUUGGAUAGCAGUCUGCACAUCCCAAUGUAUUUUUUCUUGUGGAAUUUGUGUAUCUUUGACAUCUUCUGUUCAUCUGCGGUAGUACCCAAGAUGCUCUCUGAUUUCCUUGUAUUGCAAAAGAGAAUCUCCUUUGGUGGCUGCAUCUCCCAAAUACAUUUUUUCCAUUUUCUUGGAAGUACAGAAGUUGUUCUUCUUGCUGCAAUGUCUUAUGAUAGAUUUGUGGCAAUAAGCAACCCCUUACGUUAUACUAUUAUAAUGAAUAACAAGGUAUGUUUAGGUUUGGCAGUGUUCUGUUGGAUUACAGGAUUUUUCCAUUCUCUUUUACACACUUUAAUGACAGUAAAACUUCCUUUCUGUGGUCCAAAUGUGGUAAAUCACUUCUUUUGCGAUAUUAAGCCAGUAAUAAAGCUGGCUUGUGCGGAUAUCUCUCUGAAUUUGAAACUUCUCAAUAUUGUCACAGGGACUUUAGUAACAUCAUGUUUAGUGUUUACAAUUUUAUCCUAUGUCUUCAUUAGCAGAUUUCUUGUAAAGAUAAAAUCUGCAAGAAGCAGGAAAAAUGCCCUAUCCACCUGCACUGCACAUUUUACUAGUGUUUUUAUUCAGUUUGGAGCAGUUAUAUUUAGUUAUACAAGACCUUCAGAAUUACACUCAUUAAAUCAAGACAAAGCUAUUGCGGUUUUUUUCACUGUAAUAACCCCAGUACUGAACCCAAUUAUUUACACUUUACGUAACAAGGACAUGAAGAGAGCCAUCAAAGGAUUAAUAAAACAAAUUUCUCCUUAA